AUGUUGAAGCAUCGGGAUGAUGCGGCUUGCCCUGGGAAAGGGUUCUACACUUAUGAUGCUUUCGUAGCUGCAGCCAAGUCAUUUGGAGCUUUUGGAACAACUGGUGCUACAGACAUUCGUAAGAGAAAAUUGCUGCCUUUUUGGCACAAACUUCCCAUGAAACCACAGGUGGGUGGGCUACUGCCCCGGAUGGUCCAUAUGCUUGGGGAUACUGCUUCAAAACAAGGCAACCCACCAAAUUAUUGUGUUGCAAAUCAACAAUGGCCAUGCGUUCCUAGUAAGAACAACUUCAACUAUGGUCCAGCAGGAAGAGCCAUCGGAUUGAAUCUGCUAAGCAAUCCCGAAACUGUUGUGAACGAUCCAGUAGUUUCGUUCAAGACAGCGUUUUGGUUUUGGAUGACACCCCAAUCACCAAAACCUUCAAGUCACGACGUCAUCACCGGAAUAUGGAGGCCAUCGGCAGCAGACACAGCGGCCGGUCGUGUCCCAGGCUAUGGUGUGAUCACCAAUAUCAUCAACGGUGGAAUUGAAUGUGGUAAAGGUUCUAACCUAGAGGUGGAGGAUCGGAUCGGUUUCUACAAGAGAUACUGUGACAUACUGGGAGUCAGCUAUGGCAACAAUCUGGAUUGCUACAACCAAAGGCCUUUUGCUUAG
Ilex paraguariensis (yerba mate) is the source of this 654-nucleotide messenger RNA. Lineage: Eukaryota; Viridiplantae; Streptophyta; Magnoliopsida; Aquifoliales; Aquifoliaceae. The record is from the annotation of a GenBank genome assembly.